AACUAGCUAAAGAGGCCCCCCACAUCCCUCGCCGACACCCUCAGAGAGCAGCCUCCCUCCGCUGAUGCGGGUGCCAUGGAGACGGAGAGCAGCGCGGCCUCCGCCCGUUUCCGCCAGCCUCACAUGGAGAGGAAGAUGAGCGCCAUGACCUGUGAGAUCUUCAACGAGCUCAGGCUCGAGGGCAAGCUCUGCGACGUGGUCAUCAAGGUCAAUGGCUUUGAGUUCAACGCCCACAAGAACAUCCUCUGUAGCUGCAGUUCCUACUUUAGAGCUUUGUUUACAAGUGGCUGGAACAACACUGAGAAGAAGGUCUACAACAUCCCUGGCAUUUCCCCCGACAUGAUGAAGCUGAUUAUUGAAUAUGCAUACACCAGGACCGUUCCCAUCACGCCAGACAACGUGGAGAAGCUGCUGGCUGCCGCAGACCAGUUUAACAUCAUGGGCAUCGUCCGGGGCUGCUGCGAGUUCCUCAAGUCGGAGCUGUGUCUGGACAACUGCAUCGGCAUCUGCAAGUUCACCGACUAUUACUACUGCCCGGAGCUGCGGCAGAAGGCCUACAUGUUCAUCCUGCACAACUUCGAGGAGAUGGUGAAAGUCUCCGCGGAGUUCCUGGAGCUCUCAGUCACGGAGCUGAAGGACAUCAUCGAGAAGGACGAGCUCAACGUCAAGCAGGAAGACGCAGUGUUUGAGGCCAUUCUAAAGUGGAUUUCUCAUGACCCCCAAAAUCGGAAGCAGCAUAUUUCCGUUUUACUUCCCAAGGUCCGCCUGGCUCUGAUGCACGCCGAGUACUUCAUGAACAACGUGAAGAUGAACGACUAUGUGAAAGACAGCGAGGAGUGCAAGCCCGUCAUCAUUAAUGCCCUCAAGGCCAUGUAUGACCUCAACAUGAACGGACCCUCGAAUUCUGACUUCACCAACCCGCUCACCAGGCCCCGCCUGCCCUAUGCCAUUCUGUUUGCAAUUGGCGGCUGGAGUGGUGGGAGCCCCACCAAUGCCAUUGAGGCAUACGACGCUCGGGCAGACAGAUGGGUGAAUGUCACUUGUGAGGAAGAGAGUCCCCGUGCCUACCACGGGGCAGCCUACUUGAAAGGUUACGUUUAUAUCAUUGGGGGGUUCGACAGCGUGGACUACUUCAACAGUGUGAAGCGCUUUGACCCAGUUAGGAAGACUUGGCACCAGGUGGCCCCGAUGCAUUCCAGACGCUGCUACGUCAGCGUGACGGUCCUGAGCAAGUUCAUCUACGCCAUGGGAGGGUUUGAUGGCUACGUGCGCCUCAAUACUGCCGAGCGCUACGAGCCGGAAACCAACCAGUGGACGCUCAUCGCCCCCAUGCACGAGCAGAGGAGCGACGCCAGUGCCACGACCCUUUACGGAAAGGUCUACAUAUGUGGUGGGUUCAACGGGAACGAAUGCCUGUUUACAGCAGAAGUGUACAACACUGAGAGUAAUCAGUGGACAGUCAUAGCACCCAUGAGAAGCAGGAGGAGUGGAAUAGGUGUCAUUGCCUAUGGAGAACACGUCUAUGCCGUAGGCGGCUUUGAUGGAGCUAACCGCCUCAGAAGCGCAGAGGCCUACAGCCCAGUGGCUAACACCUGGCGCACGAUUCCCACUAUGUUUAACCCUCGUAGCAACUUUGGCAUCGAGGUGGUAGACGACCUCUUGUUUGUGGUGGGGGGCUUUAAUGGCUUCACUACCACCUUUAACGUUGAGUGCUACGACGAGAAGACUGACGAGUGGUACGAUGCUCACGACAUGAGCAUCUACCGCAGUGCUCUGAGCUGCUGCGUGGUACCCGGGUUGGCCAAUGUGGGGGAGUAUGCAGCUAGACGGGACAACUUCACAGGACUGGCACUGCGAGAUGAGGUCAAGUAUUCCGCUUCGACAAGUACCCUACCUGUAUAA
Echinops telfairi (small Madagascar hedgehog) is the source of this 1902-nucleotide messenger RNA. RefSeq names its product kelch like family member 10 (gene KLHL10). Gene Ontology annotation, molecular function: protein binding. The transcript is spliced from 5 exons. The record is from RefSeq and is a predicted model, not a curated record. Lineage: Eukaryota; Metazoa; Chordata; Mammalia; Afrosoricida; Tenrecidae. The coding region runs from base 76 to 1902 and encodes 608 amino acids.